Drosophila takahashii is the source of this 972-nucleotide messenger RNA. It is a transcript of the gene E(spl)m2-BFM, whose product is annotated as Enhancer of split m2, Bearded family member. Gene Ontology annotation, biological process: sensory organ development; Notch signaling pathway. NCBI's taxonomy places the organism in Eukaryota, Metazoa, Arthropoda, Insecta, Diptera, Drosophilidae. The record is from RefSeq and is a predicted model, not a curated record.
CUCUCGCGAGGUGCGCACACGCAGCAGCGAGUCUGAAAAGAAUAUAAUUUUAUAAAAAAAAAACAAACACAAGAAAAAGCUCCGCAAACAACAUGUAUCUGGAUACGAAAAACAUGACAUCGGGCAACACAACCGCCUUGACAGCGCCAGCAACCGGAAAUCAAAAGGCCACACGGCGCAUGCGCAACGUUUGGCUACCCCUGCGUCGCCUGCUGAAAGUGGGCGGCAAAGGCAAAGGUCGCCACCCCACCCAGCUGACCUUGGCCCAUCCCAACAACGUGGAUCUCAACAACACACAGCAGCAGUUGGUCAUCGAGGAAGAGGCUAAGACUUCGCCAGAGGAGACUACACACAAAUAUGGCUUGGAACUGAGGGAAGUUCCGAGGGAGGAGACCGAGGAGGAGUUGCAGUCCCCCACCCAACCGCCCAACACGCCCACCUUGAUUAGCAGCGUCUAUGUGGACAAGGUCAGCGCCCAGAGCUGCGGCAACUGUCAGCAUGGAAGGAAUUGCCAGCACAGACAUCACAUCAGUAGCAGCAACCUCAACAGCAGCAGCAACAUCAACAGCAGCAACAUCUCCGCCAGCAACUCCACGAAUGCAACACAGUUGCCCAGCAAUCUCUGGGAUCUGCAGUUGCCCCUCCAGUACAUCAGCACCGACAAUGGCACCUUCUUUUGGGCCAACACCCAGGAUCGGGUGGACGAUGAUCUCCUGCACGCCUUGCUCUGCCAGAGCUUCAGUCAGCUGCCCGGAACCCUCUGUUAGUAGUUAGUAAAACGCCCACAAAUACACCUCAUCCCAUCACUAAACAGAUCUCAACCUCAACCGGGGGUCAUACCCCUAAUUAUUGUAAUUUUCACUUAUUUAUUCCCCUUGCGCAAUAUUUACGUUGUUAAUGUGAUACUAAUUUGCAUAUAAAAUAAAAUAUAAACACUCAAUUUGUACCAUACAAAUGGAAAGAAGAAGAAAA